GAUGGCUAACUGUACCUUUCCGAGAUACAGUGACAGUGACAUCAUUGUACAUAUCCGCAACUCUGUGCUUACUGGAAGUGAGGCCAAAAACUUUUCCAAAAGUGACUUAUUUCCAAAUGUUAAGCCUGAAGUACUGCACAUGAUCUUCAUGAGAGUCUUACAGAGUGUAUAUGGAAUCCGUCAGGAACACUUUUACAUGAUGCCAGUAACUUUUGAAACUGCACAUCCCCAGAUUUUUGAAGGCUUCCUGUCCAUAGGGAAUCUAUUUAUUAACAUGGAGCGGUUUUUCCCAAUCUGCCGUGUCAAUGGCUUCCAGAUUGCCGAUGUCAUAAAUCCAAAAGCGAAGAAGACAGCUCGUUUUUUGAGUGGCAUUCUUAACUUUCUUUUCUUCCGUAACUCACGACUUGAGGUCUACCUGGAAAUCCAGAACACAUAUAAAUCAGCUAUGGAAAGAGAGCAGCGACUUCAGAUGGCAAUCCAGGAGGCAACAUUGAAGCUGGAGAAGCUUGAUACUAUCCCAGCAGAUCAACAAGUAGAGUUCAAGGAGCUGUCUCAAGAUAUUCAAGAGUUGGAGAAAAAACUCAACCAAGAAUAUCGGCAGAAAACGAGUGUUUUGCAAGAAGUGAUCCACCAAAAAAGAAUGGAAACCGCAGAAAAAACCCAGAAUCUGAAUGACCUAAAACUGACCAUAUGUAAUCUAAAAGAAGAACAAGAGCAACUGAAAUCCAAGAUUACAGAGUCUCCAGAGGAGCUGACUAAUUGCAAAGAACGUCUGAAGCAGACAAUACAGAAAAUCAAGAAAGACAAGCAAGACAUCAUUGAGAAGUAUGAAGCUUAUAGAGAUCUGGUAGAGAUGUUUCCAUCAUGUCAAUUGGAGGUACAGUUGUACCAGAAGAAAAUGCAAACCCAAGGAGCAAACGUGGAUAAAUUGCUGAAUAUAUUGGCAGAGAUCCGAACCUUAGAGGACCAAAUAGAGAAUAGCAAAAGCGGACUCAAGAAUGCCAAGACGGAAGAAAUGUCCUUGAAAAGACUGGUUACUGUUAAACGGGAAAAACUUGCCACUACUGAAUUCAAAUAUAAAAAGAUACAUGAGGAUAUUGAACAGCGCAAGCAGGCAAUUACUGAGUAUUGUGACAAAUUUCAGGAGAAAAGAGGAGCUGUCUGUGAGAAGCUGACAGCAACUCACACAGAAAACAAGCGGCUCAAAAAUGCUAUUCAGCAGCUAAAUGAUAAUGUUGGAAAAGAGAAAUUGAAAGCUCAGGAGAUCUACCUUAGCCUGAGGGUUGGCUUGGAGAAAUAUCACGAAAAUCUGGCGAGGAUUGUGGACAGCUACACAUCUGGAAGAGAAGACAAGAUUGCUGAGUUAGCGAGACUAUUUUGAUUUAAUAAUUCUGCUACUGUUACUGUAACCUUCGCCUUCAGACUACUUUUAUUGCAGGAAACAAUUUAAAAUAAGGUUUGGGUUUUUUGGCCUUGGAUCAGGGGAAAAGCUGGUUCUGUUUAAUGUUGGAUAGAUCUUGUAGUAGUACAGAUUGAUAUAUCAUAUUAGGUGGAGAAUGUUGAUCAUUCCACCUGCAGUAUGUUUUCUUUGCUAGUUCAUCUUUUUUUUCUAAGCUAACAAGUGUUCAGUUCUAGAGUUUGCAGAUCCUUUGUGGAGAAGGGUGCACAGAGGAAGACCAUCUCCAGGUUUCCCUCAUGCCUGUACUUUCCAAGGAAUGGCUGCACUGAGACAAGCAAGCAGUGAGUGCCCUUGGAAUGGGAAGGUGCAAUCCCCGGUCCGUGUUCAUUUCCACUGGUGCACUAGGAGACUUUGCUACACCUUAAAAACAAAAACGUGUAUUUGUGGUGCUAGGGUCAUUGCAUCUCUGAACAAUGUUUUUGAAUUAUUCAAUAAAAAUGUGUACAAUAAGGA
Elgaria multicarinata webbii is the source of this 1912-nucleotide messenger RNA. RefSeq names its product NUF2 component of NDC80 kinetochore complex (gene NUF2). The coding region runs from base 2 to 1381 and encodes 459 amino acids. Lineage: Eukaryota; Metazoa; Chordata; Lepidosauria; Squamata; Anguidae. Gene Ontology annotation, biological process: kinetochore organization; meiotic chromosome segregation; attachment of mitotic spindle microtubules to kinetochore. The record is from RefSeq and is a predicted model, not a curated record. The transcript has 13 exons. Gene Ontology annotation, molecular function: protein-containing complex binding. Gene Ontology annotation, cellular component: kinetochore; Ndc80 complex.